AACACAACAAUGCCGAGUAAACAGAUGACGUAACAAUCAGUUUCUUAGGUAACAACAAUGCACACAGUUCAUAUAAAAGCUUACCAUUGUUGUCGGUCCGUAUUUACACAUUGUUGUAAUGGAAGAAGAAGAUCAUUGUUGAAUUACUAAAAACCCAUUCGAUUGGUAUAUUGCAAACGCAACAGUAGUCUGUCCGUUGCUGUGGAAGUGUUUCUUGAUCGAUUUUCAUGUGAUAGAGAAAUUCUAGAAGCAGAGAGAAGUACGAUUGUAAUAGUGAGUAAGAAUCGAGCUGAAAAACAUUAUUUUCAAGAUACAGAAUGGCUUCUACGUCAAAACAGAACGAAGAAGAAAUUCCCAAAUGUGUCACCCUAAAAGACUUCAAGAUGGGAGGAUCCAUAAGAAAAGUUGGAUAUGCGGAAGUGUUCCUUGUCCGUAAGAGGGGUGGAUGUGAUGAUCGCAAAUAUUAUGCUAUGAAACGAAUUGAUACGUCCGAUAACGAUUACAAGAAGAUUGAACAGAGUGUUAUGACGGAGAUUCAAGUAGGACAAAAAGUGCUUGGUGCCACAUUUUUCGUCGGACUUCAUUACGUGUUCUGGUCGGAAAGUCACGUGAACUUGGUGAUGGAAUACAUGGGAGGCUUGGAUAUGUUGUAUCUCUUAACAAAGAGAAAGAAUCUUUUAGAGAGACAUGCUCGAUUUUACCUUGCAGAAGUUCUUCUGGCCAUCGAGGCGCUGCAUGAGAUGGGAAUCGUGCAUCGUAAUAUAAAUCCACAUAACAUCCUGCUUGAUUCUGUCGGUCAUAUCGGCCUUGUAAACUUUGGAUCAUGUAAGCAAUUCCAACCACAUGAGGAGAAAGAACGUAAUCGCGCAUUCCGUGAGACUUUAGAGUACAUGGCACCUGAAAUAAUCAAAAGUGAAGGUCACGACAUGGCUGUUGACUGGUGGAGCUUUGGUAUAUUGGCGUAUGAUAUGAUAGUGGGGUUGACACCCUUCGAAAGAAAUGGAGGAAUAUCCGAGGAUUGGAUGUACCAGUAAGUCUUCCGUGCGAGCUUUAUGUUCCUUUGAAUGAAGUUUUGUACAUAUUGCAUGACUCCCUGUUUUAAUGCAAUUGAAUUAAAUACAUACAUUUGUAACAUGUGGAGAAUUAGCCUUAGGAAAUGAAAUCGAACACUGUCAUCGCCACAACUCUUAAGCAAGGUAGAACUUACUUUGGAUAUAUAUGUGAAAAUUAGACACUGAUGGUGCAUUUUGUAAGAAGUUUUAAAGGAAUUAUAAACUAAUUGUGAAUGAAUGUUUAAUGUGUAUGUUUCUAGUGGCAAAUGAGUCAUCCCACCUCAGUUCAACAAACAUGGGUGCCACUCAAUGUCACCUGAUGCUGUACUAAAUUACUAAUUUGUCUGCAAAAUUGUAGUCGUCAUAGAGAUAGCUUGAGCGUUUUGAGUGUGGUCUGUGUAUUGGCUUUGAAGGUACACUUAUAUCCUGAUAACAGCGCAUUGCACAGAAACAGCCACUACAUAAUCUGUCUCCCAGUGGGAGCUAGAGGAAAGACAUAGGCUUCUCGGAGAAUUACACAUUUAUACUUCAAGAUGCCACAAAGAUGUUCUCAUUGUGCAAACAAUUACACAAUUCUAAAUCCUUCCGUUAUUUGUAUACAAAUAUCAACACCAUCAUCUUCUGUGUAUAUAUACAAUGAGUAAUCAGUGGUUGACUUUGUCAUAUCAUUUUAUGCAUUUCAAAGGACAUUAGUUCAAUAUCUAUGUACUGAACUUUCUAACCUAAGAGAUGGUAUAUAUUUGAGUGAUGGCAAUGCAUCUCAGUUCUAGAAGAAACAAAAGAUUUUUAAACUUUCGUCAUGUACAAGAUUUUGGUCUCUUUUCUGAAUGGCACUUCUUUGCAACAAACCAUCAGAACAGACAAGCAGGUGGAAUAGUAGACAGCGUAGAAACAUAA
This is a messenger RNA of Zootermopsis nevadensis, 1949 nucleotides long. NCBI's taxonomy places the organism in Eukaryota, Metazoa, Arthropoda, Insecta, Blattodea, Termopsidae. The record is from RefSeq and is a predicted model, not a curated record.